AUGGAGAUGGGAGUGAGAAUGGAUCGACAUCAGAGCAAGGUUGGUCACCUGAAGAGGAGAGACGUGCGAAGCGAAAAGCUCGAUCGAGGAAACAUUGCCAAUGCUAUUACGGACGACUUUAUGGAAGAUGUUGGUAUUACCCAGAACCAAUUCAACGUCGGCCAGCAGAUGCUGUCGCUUGGGAUCGUGCUCUUCGAGAUCCCGUCCAAUAUGGUGCUAUAUCGCGUAGGCCCUGGAAAAUGGUUAACCCUGCAGCUCUUCCUCUUCGGCCUUCUAUGGGUCUUCCUCGCUACCCGAUUGAUCUUGGGUAUCACUGAGUCCGGCUUCAUUCCGGGAGGGCUGUGGACACUAUCUACCUGGUACACACGGAAAGAGACUGCCAAACGAGUCAUGAUCUUCUACUUCGGCAACCAGUUCGGGCAGGCUUCGGCCAAGCUGCUCGCAUAUGGCAUCCUUCACAUGCGAGGAGUAGGAGGUCGUUCCGGAUGGUUCUGGCUCUUCGUCCUCAUGGCAACCUUCACCAUCCUUUGCGGAGGCAUUCUAGGUCUUUUCCUCCCGGACUCCUUCAAGAAACCUCAUGGCACGUUCCUGCCUAAUGUGGACAUCUUCACUGAACGAGAGAUCUACAUCUUGAACAAGCGGGUCAAGCUCGAUGACCCAGCAAAGGAUAGGAAGAAGAAGCGAAUCGGUUUGUCGGCAUUCAAGAAGGCAUUCAGCAACUGGAGAAUGUGGAUACACCUUCUCAUUACAUUAUGCAAUAAUGGCUCUAACGCUUUGGCAUCCAUCGGUCUGUUCAUUCAGAUCCCGGUCUCGUUCACGUUCUCGUACAUCUCGGAUCACUUCAAUAGACGUGGCGAAACGGUGAUUGCCGGCUUGAGCAUGACCGUACUAGCCUACAUCUUCAACAGAAUCUUCACUGAGAUCAGCAACAGAGGCCUACGCUACUUUGGCGUGGUCUGGACCCAGACGUUCGGGACGUUCAGCCAUCCACUGAAUAUCACGUGGAUGUCGCUCACUUGCACUGAUUCGGAGGAGCGAGCGCUGGCGAUGGCAAUGGUAAUCAUGAGAGCCAGCUGCGCCGGCAUCUACGGCGCUCAGCUCUACCGCUCCGACGACGAACCACGCUACCGUAGAGCCUUCUCAGUCUGUAUCGCGGUGCUGAGGCUCGGGACGUUGCUCGCCGCUGUAAGAAAGGUCGACGAGAUUCUCAUCCGCCGCAGUGGCGGCAAUGCAGAGGAAGAGGAUCUGGGCGGUGCGGAGCGGGAGGUAUAUGACGAGCUCAAGCCCACGGAGCCAAGCAGUGCGCUGCCGCGACCGACGCUGGUUGAUGGCAAUGUCAAGCCGAUCGCGGCGCAGGAGACGUAG
Molecule: messenger RNA, 1365 nt
Organism: Saxophila tyrrhenica
Lineage: Eukaryota; Fungi; Ascomycota; Dothideomycetes; Mycosphaerellales; Extremaceae
Exons: 9
Coding region: 1-1365 (454 amino acids)
Biological process (GO): transmembrane transport
Cellular component (GO): membrane
Molecular function (GO): transmembrane transporter activity
Source: RefSeq, a predicted model, not a curated record